AUGAAUCCACAGACGGUUUUGGGAUACAUUUGCCUGCUUUGCUUUUCCUUCGUGAGCACAGCAAAAGGGAAUUUGCAGCCUCUUUCUUUCCAGCCUGGGACCCUGUAUCAGUACCACUAUUCCCUGGAUGUCCAGCUGGACCACACAUCCAUGUCAUCCCCGCGGGGAGCCUGGCUACAGGCUGAGGCAUUGGUCCAGCUGCACCAGCUCUGGAGGGACCAAGGUGGGGAAGAGCUGCUCCAGGUGCAGAUCCACAACCUGAAAGCCCAACAAGAGCCAGAAGAGGAGAGGCACCAGGACAGCAUUGGAGGUCCCCCUGCAGAGAUUGCACUGAGCCAGGAGGCACAGGCAGAGCUCCAGCAGCCAGUGUUCGUCUCCUGGAGCAGCGGGAAGGUCAAAGCCUUCUACGGGGACAAAGCAGAAAGCGUCCUGAUCUCGAACCUGAAGCGAGGCAUCAUCAGUCUGCUCCAGCUCCAACCCCAUGCUGGCACCACAGUGGAGGAGGACACCUCUGGGAGCUGCCAAGUCACGUAUGCCGUGUCCAACCAUUCCAUCACAAAGACAAAAGAUCUCCUCAGCUGCACAAAGCCAAAGUCUGGAUUCACCUCUGCAAACAAAAUUUUUGGAGUCAAGUGGCAGCCCACCAGCAAAAGCCGGUACAUGGUAAAAGACAACCUCCUCCAGUCAGUGCUGGCAGAGGAAAGCCACAUGGUGACUGCAGCCCUGAGGUCCACCACCGGCAUGAAAAUCAGUUCAAGGCAGCAGCUCCAACUACUGUCUCCUCCAAUGCCCGGUCCAGCAGAGGCAGAUGGACGAAGCCUCGAGGACACACUGGCUGGCAUGGAGGGAUGGCACCAGCCCCUGGGCAUGGCCAGCCUGCCCUUCAAGAGAGUCUGCACCCACUGCCCAUCGCUGAAAGCCUACCUGAAGGCUUUUGACAGCCAGAGAGUCAAAAUGGGUGCCUCAAAGGCAGCGACUACGUGGCGGUUCCAGAAGUUCAUCCAGAUGCUGCGCAGUGCCAAGAAGAGAGAUGUUCUGCAGCUGCUGAGGAGAGUCCCUGAGGAGAUGCUCCCCUUCGUUGUGGAGGCGGCAGUGGCUGCACGGUCAGUGGCAACCUUGGCGGCCCUCUCAGACUUUCUGGAUUUCAGCAGGGAGCCCAAGUCCCUGCUGGAGAAGUUUCUCUAUGCAGCAGCUUUCUCUCCCCGGCCUUCAGGAGAGCUUCUCCGCCUGGUGUUAGACAAGCUGGAUAGGAAGCAGCUGGCCCCCGAGGUCCAUGAGACAGCAAUAAUUGCUGUGGGCUCUCUGGUCGGCAAGCUGUGCCAGCAGAAGCUGUGUGGGCUGCAGGAGGUGGAGCGUGGGCUGGAAACCAUCCUCGCAGGGCUAAGAAGCACCAAGAAGGAGUCCGAGGUGGUCAUUUACCUGUUGGCCCUGGGGAACACCAUGCUCCCUGAAACCAUCACCACCCUAUUGGACUACGCCGAGGAGGGUCCCACUGCCAUUGCCACCGCGGCCAUCUCUGCCCUGCGGCAGUUCCCCACUCGCCACAUCUCUGGCAAGGUGAAACGAGCAAUGAGGAGGAUUUUCCAUGAGAAAAGGAAGAGCUACGAAAAAACCUGUCGCCUGUCUGCUGCAGAAAUCCUCCUAGAUAAUGAGCCCUUGCCCAUGGAUGUCAUCAACAUCCUGCUGGCCACCAAUGAGCUGGAGGUGGAGACAGCAACGUUUCUGCUGCUGAAGGUCCAGAACAGCCUGCGUGCCGACCACCACCCAGCAAGGAAGAUAAUGAAAGACGUCAUGAGAGACCCACGGAUAAAUAAUUACAACUUCUUCUCAAAAGCUGGCAUCUCCUCUUCUUUCUCAGGACCUCUGACAGUCACCCAGGACCUGCUUUCCACCUUCGGACUGGACCUGCUGUUUUUGGAGGGUGGAUUCCUGAGGAAGAGCAUCUCUGACUUCUCGCUGCUCAGCCACAGCCAGCAGCUUCGUGCAGCUCAGGUCACUAUUGAAGCACAAGGGUUGGAGUCGAUGCUGGGAGAAAACGUCUUGGAAGGGGAAGAGGAGCCAGAGCUCACGGCCAGAAUGUCUGCCAUCUUCUUCGACGUUCAGUUGCGGCCAAUUGUCUUCUUCCAGGGAUAUACAGACUUAAUGGCCAAGGUCCUGUUAAGCAGCAGAGAACCCACAAGUGUGGUCAAAGGGAACCUCCUGCUGAUGGACCAUCACCAGGUCAUUCCUCUGCAGUCUGGCCUCCAAGUGGCUGUCAAACUCCAGGGUGGGCUGGGGCUUGACAUUUCAGCCGACACGGACGUGAGCAUUUGGGAGCAGGAACUGAAAACCAGCAUCAAUGCAAGGGGAAGCUUCGCCAUUGAUUUCCAGGCAGAACUAGAUGCCCCUUUCCUCCAAGCCACCCUGAGAAGCCAGACAGAGUUGGAGACCUCAAUCCACUUUGACACCACGCUGAGGUUUUCCAGCAGCCCAGUGCUCAUGUGCCUGCAGCUGACAGAGGAGGAGGCCCCAUACAGAGAAAUCUUCACAGUUUCCAAGUCUGCUGGGAGCUGGAGCAGCACCGCUCGAAAAGGCAGGCAAGGCACUGUGCCUGGGCGGGAGCUUGCCUUGCACCGGACCAACUCCAAGGUCUGCAACCUCCUGCUGAUGGCAGAAGAAGAAUAG
Molecule: messenger RNA, 2664 nt
Organism: Leptosomus discolor (cuckoo roller)
Lineage: Eukaryota; Metazoa; Chordata; Aves; Leptosomiformes; Leptosomidae
Product: microsomal triglyceride transfer protein
Biological process (GO): lipoprotein metabolic process; lipid transport
Cellular component (GO): endoplasmic reticulum; Golgi apparatus; basolateral plasma membrane
Molecular function (GO): lipid binding
Source: RefSeq, a predicted model, not a curated record